Molecule: messenger RNA, 390 nt
Organism: Diabrotica balteata
Lineage: Eukaryota; Metazoa; Arthropoda; Insecta; Coleoptera; Chrysomelidae
Source: the annotation of a GenBank genome assembly
CUUUUGUUCAGCUUAAGUGGCAGACAUAUUUUGGAAAAGAAUUUUGAGGAAAAUAUAAUCCAGCAUUUAAUUCAGCCAUGGCUCCAGCUAUUAAAGAGGAUGAAAUUUUCAAAACUGCCCCUUUUGAUCCCCGUUUUCCAAAUACCAACCAAACUCGUUAUUGCUACCAGAGCUACAUUGACUUCCACCGCUGUCAAAAAGUGAGGGGAAGUGAUUACAAGCCCUGUGAAUAUUUCUCCAAAGUGUUCCAUUCCGUGUGCCCAAAUGCCUGGAUUGAGAGAUGGGAUGGUCAAAGAGAGGAAGGAAAUUUCGCUGGAAAUAUUUAAAUUAUUCCUGUAUUACACACUAGUUAAUAAAUAGUUUAUUCGUAAGGACAUUAUGCUGUCAUAU